UGACGUCACGUUAUUAUUUCUGACGUUGUCGCUAUGAACGUCGAAUUUUAACCACGUCGCCAUUGCAACGAGUCUUAGAUACUCUUGAUAGACGUGUUUUCCUCAGAACAAUCUGAAAUGCAUGUCGAUAGUUAUUCCAAGAAACGAGAAUAGACCAAUGACAUCUGUUGAGACACAAGUCAGCGUGACGGACCCCGAGGGUAUCGUGGGCGUCAUUCGGUCCUUAUACAGCCAGCUCCAGGAGCUGCAAGAAUUCAACAAGUCGUUAAUACAAGACCGACAAGAUUUGGUACAGACGAGCGAAGAUAUUGGUACCAGGCUAUCGGAACGGGUUACAGAUUUGAUGAACACGGCAGAGUCGAUGGAGAGAGUGAUAAGUGAAGAUAGCGCUGCUAUUACGUCUACGGAUACCGAAUUACAAGACCUUCUUAAUGAGAAAGAGAGACUUGAAGCGAAGACUGGAGGUCAAUUACAUAAACUGACAGAUAAAGACAUCGCUAAUGAAGAACGUAUAACUGGAUUUGUCGAAGAAGAGUUAUCCCGAAAAAUAGAAGAGUUAUCUUUCCUACAAGACAGACUUGAAAAUGCGCAAAAGGAGUACAAGUGUGAAUGGGAUGGAUUGCAAUCCGACAUUUUGCAAUAUGAGGCAGAAAAAUCCAAAUAUGAGGAAACAGUCAAUCAUCUGGAAGAACUACAACUGGCAAAGUUAGUAGGCGCACAUUCAGGACCAGAGAGUUCCGGUGGUUACAACCUCAUAAAGAGAAUAGUUUCUCAUCAUUUAAAUCAGGUGACCUACAGAGAGCUUCAGCGUCAGGUAACAGGAUUGCGUUUGAAAGAGACCAACCUUGAGCAUGAAAUUGGUGACCUUAUUAAAGAGAAGCAGCAACUAUGGAAACGUUGCCUUGACCUUGAAAGCUGCCUAGAGGAAAUUCAAGAUACAGCAGACGACACAAACAUGCUCCGACCAGCACCAGCGUUCUCGAAUCUUCCAGACGUAUCGGAAAAUAAAUUUCCAACUUCCGAAACAAGUGACAUUGACCUUACUGAAGAAGUAACACAUGGCCGGAUGUUGCAUAAAUGCCAUAAGAAUACUCACCUUGUCGUAGACUUAUCAGCAGAAGAUCGCACAGAGAUAGAAGCAACUGUUGAUGCAGACGUUGGUCCAACAGGCACCGAUCACGUGACACAUUUCCAGGAAACAGAGGAACCAACCACAUCUGCAGCAGACGACAAUGAAUCGGAACCGGAAGAAGAGAACAAAGAUGAUGACUCAGCAAAUCAGCAAGAACAGGUCCAAGAAAACACAGUUGAGGCACCAAAGACACAGAAUAUUGUUACCACAACAACCACUGUGACUCCAUUAGCCGAUUUAACUCAUGCCAUGGGUCAUGCUGACGAAAACACGACAUUCAUUAACAAGCUCCGGAAGCGGGUAGGCCUUGGCGGAAGAAGCUCUUCAUCACAGAGGCUGAAAAAUGCAGCACCAAAAAUUGAGGCUUCCGGUUCAAUGAAACAUUUCUCUCCAGCCAAUUUCCUCAAGAGAAAGCGAUAAUCUGUUUAUGUCAUGUUACAAUAAAAUUAAUCAAAAUGUGAA
This is a messenger RNA of Ruditapes philippinarum (Manila clam), 1594 nucleotides long. RefSeq lists its product as uncharacterized. The record is from RefSeq and is a predicted model, not a curated record. The coding region runs from base 122 to 1552 and encodes 476 amino acids. The transcript has 11 exons. NCBI's taxonomy places the organism in Eukaryota, Metazoa, Mollusca, Bivalvia, Venerida, Veneridae.